Messenger RNA from Mustela erminea (ermine), 948 nucleotides. RefSeq names its product olfactory receptor 1009-like. The record is from RefSeq and is a predicted model, not a curated record. The transcript has a single exon. The coding region runs from base 1 to 948 and encodes 315 amino acids. Gene Ontology annotation, cellular component: membrane. Gene Ontology annotation, molecular function: odorant binding; G protein-coupled receptor activity; olfactory receptor activity. Lineage: Eukaryota; Metazoa; Chordata; Mammalia; Carnivora; Mustelidae. Gene Ontology annotation, biological process: sensory perception of smell; G protein-coupled receptor signaling pathway.
AUGACAUCAGGGCAGAAUCACACCACGGUGACAAGAUUCAUCUUGCUGGGCCUCACAGACCAGGCUGACCAAAAACAUCUCCUCUUUGGCGUCUUCCUGCUGAUCUACACUGUGACUCUGGUGGGCAACCUGGGCAUGAUAGACCUGAUCCGUACCAGCUCUGCCCUCCACACCCCCAUGUACUUCCUCCUGAGCGUGCUCUCCUUCCUGGACAUUUGCAAUUCCUCCGUGUUCACCCCCAGGCUGCUGACCAGCUUCCUCACUGUGGACCAGUCCAUCUCGUUCGCGGGCUGUGUGGUCCAGAUGGCCUUCAUGAUCCUCCAUGGCACAGGGGAGUGCCUGCUCUUGGCCAUCAUGGCCUAUGACCGAUUUGUGGCCAUCUGCCACCCUCUCCUCUACCACACCAUCAUGUCCAAACGCUUGUGCACCCAGCUGGUGGUGGGCACCUAUGCUGUGGGGGUGUUCAUUUCAGCUCUGCAGACAGGGAAUGUCUUCAUCUUGCCCUACUGUGGUCCCAACAUCAUUGAUCACUUCUUCUGUGACAUCCCCCCAGUGCUCCAACUGGCCUGCUCAGACACCACUGUAGCCAACAUCAUCCUGCUCUUCUUUUCUGCCUUGGUUACUGUUCCCACAGUGUCCGCCAUCUUGGUCUCGUAUGCCUACAUCCUGGCCACAAUCUGUAGGAUGAGGUCCCUGGAGGCCCAGCGCAAAGCUUUCUCCACUUGUGCCUCCCACCUCACUGCCCUCUCCCUCUUCUAUGGGUCUGUGUUCUUUGUAUAUGUCCAACCCAACCCAGAAAGUGCUUCAGCCUAUAACAAGACCCUCUCCGUGUUCUACACCAUUGUGAUCCCCAUGCUGAACCCCCUAGUCUACAGCCUAAGGAAUAAAGAUGUCAAGGCCGCCGUACACAUUAAGGUUCUUAACUUAAGCAGAAAAGGAAUUUGUUAG